UGCUGAAGAAGCCCAGUGCCGUGUUUAGAUGCGCUUACGCUUUACAGGCUGCUACACGGUGGACGACUUCCAGAUGUCGAUGCCCGAGUACGACACACUGGACCUGCUGCAGGUCCUGGAUGCCCUGCGACUGUGCACACAGUGUGAUAACGACGGCGAGAUAGAGUAUGAGUUCCCCUGCUACAACUUCGUGGAGACACUGGACGGCCUGUGGGACCCGCCACCGCCGCCGCCGGCUGCGCCUGAGCUCUGCUACGGAGGCCUGCGGCUGCGCAGUCCAACCGGCACCGAGUACCUGAUGGGCUCCUUCUUCCCGCGCAUACAGGUCCAGCUGCGGCACUUCGCCCAGGAGUACCCGAGCAGGGACGUGGACCUGUAUCAGUGGUCGGAGGGCUCCAAGUUCUGCACGGGUCGCUUGGAGAGCCUGCUGACGUUGUCACGAGGCGGCCACGAGCUCGAGCUCAAGGUGCGCGGGCCCUGUGACAGCCGCGUGGCCUGCUUCUACCUGAUGGAGGACCUGCUGAACGCACUGGAGCAGGUAUUCGCCGACAUGAGCCCGGGCCUGCCGAUCGAGCGCCACUACCUGUCGCCGACCAGUCUGCGGCUGCACCGCGGCGCGCCUGUGGUGCAGCCGCCCGAGCAGCUGGCAACGGCGCUGCUGCGCGACGGGCCGCACUCCUCCAACAUCAGCCGGUAG
Molecule: messenger RNA, 697 nt
Organism: Pollicipes pollicipes
Lineage: Eukaryota; Metazoa; Arthropoda; Thecostraca; Pollicipedomorpha; Pollicipedidae
Product: death-associated protein kinase dapk-1
Exons: 5
Coding region: 29-697 (222 amino acids)
Source: RefSeq, a predicted model, not a curated record